Messenger RNA from Nicotiana tabacum (common tobacco), 1145 nucleotides. NCBI's taxonomy places the organism in Eukaryota, Viridiplantae, Streptophyta, Magnoliopsida, Solanales, Solanaceae. The record is from RefSeq and is a predicted model, not a curated record.
AUAAAAGUUGCUGCCCAGAAUCGCCAUCUCUCUCACCAAACGAUUCCAUUGACUGGGAUGGAAUGUCAUGAACGGUGGUAUUCAAUGUAACCAAUGGAGCAUGGAUCUUUGGAGUUGUGUUUAUGAACAUCGCUGCCUGAGCAUCCUUUACCAUCUUGGCCAGAUCUGGAUUGGAUAUCUUUAAAGUUGGUGAGGCUGCAUUAGGUACUGCCCCUGCCUUUUGCUUGUCAAUAGGAACAAGAGCAAGAUCCUCGAUAUUUGAUCGGGCAUCUACGUUCUUCAUGGACUGCUGUUGUUUUCCACUGCCUAGUGAAUUGGACAGCCUAAUUGUUGAAACUAAAUCAUGAUCAACAUGUUGUAUGUUCAUCUCAACAUCCCCCAAUGUAGGUUCAUUUAGCAAAACAUCAAAGAGUUAGAACACCUGAGGUUGUUUGCGUCUAUAACCUGAUUUGUGAGACCUCGAGAAUUCUUUUAGUUAGGUGACUUGUUUGAUCGAUUUACUACCGUGAAGUCACCACCAUUAGAUUGUUGCACCCCUUUAGCACCUGACGUAAAAACAUCAGUUACUUGUGUACGAGCAACAACAGAUUUCACUGUAUCGUGAGUACCUGCAUAGAAGCUUCAAUUGUCUCAGUUCCCUUCUUCAGUGCACCUGUUAUCUGCUGGUUAUUAGUCGUCUCCUAUCCACAAUUAAUGAGCCCAACACCUUCCUUAAAACCUGUUGCAGCUGCACUUCCCAAAACAACAUCUUCAAGUUCUUGCUCCUCAUUUUGCACUGCAGUAGCUAUUAACUCAGCUGGUUUUUCAGCAACUUGUGCAACAUUAGCUUUAAUAACCCCAACAAUACAUCGAUUACCAGUAGCAUUCAAUGCAACAUUAGCCUCCAAUUGUGAACCUAUAGAAACUGGUCAUUUUACAGCUUUGUCAACUUGUCCUAGUACUGCUGCUGCUGCAUUAUUCUUGGUAAAAAUUGCUCGAACAGCUGCAGCUAAAGCACUGUCAUCCAUCAGCCCAUGUUCAAAAGCUGAACCCUUAGAACUUCCAGCUAAAUCUCGAUCAACCACAGUAUUUUUUGCAGCUUUCAAGUCCUGAGCAACUCUAGCAAGGGCUUCAGCAACUGGGACAAUUGCACUAGAAACAAGAUU